Messenger RNA from Lingula anatina, 1096 nucleotides. Its product is annotated as triosephosphate isomerase-like. Gene Ontology annotation, biological process: glycerol catabolic process; glycolytic process; glyceraldehyde-3-phosphate biosynthetic process. Lineage: Eukaryota; Metazoa; Brachiopoda; Lingulata; Lingulida; Lingulidae. Gene Ontology annotation, cellular component: cytosol. The record is from RefSeq and is a predicted model, not a curated record. Gene Ontology annotation, molecular function: triose-phosphate isomerase activity.
CUUCACGACAAUAACGACAAAAAUGGCUGGUAACAGAAAAUUUAUAGUUGGCGGCAACUGGAAAAUGAAUGGAAACAAGGCAAGCAUUAAUGGAAUCAUUCAGUUUUUACACGAGGGAGAACUCGAUCCAAGCACCGAGGUAGUUGUGGCCCCUCCAGCUGUUUAUCUGGAUUACGUAAGAUCAAAUUUGGACAAAAAGAUUGGUGUAGCAGCACAGAAUUGCUACAAAGUGGAAAAAGGUGCUUUUACUGGUGAUAUAAGUCCUGCAAUGAUAAAAAAUGUGGAGUGUGACUGGGUGAUUCUUGGCCAUUCAGAGAGAAGACACGUGUUUGGAGAAUCAGACCAGCUGAUAGGAGAGAAAGUGAAGCAUGCCCUGGAGUCUGGACUGAAGGUGAUAGCUUGUGUUGGGGAGAAGUUGGAUGAAAGAGAAGCUGGUCUCACUGAGGAGGUGGUGUUUAGACAGACUAAAGCCAUUGCUGAUAAUGUCUCUGACUGGGACAAAGUGGUAAUUGCAUAUGAACCAGUUUGGGCAAUUGGUACAGGCAAAACAGCCACACCUGAUCAAGCUCAGGAAGUUCACGCCAGACUACGCCAGUGGUUAUCGGAGAAUGUUUCUCCAGCCGUGGCUAGCAGUGUUAGGAUUCAGUAUGGAGGCUCGGUAAAUGCAAAGAACUGCAGGGAAUUAGCUGAAAAAGAGGAUGUGGAUGGCUUUCUUGUUGGCGGUGCCUCUCUAAAACCAGAAUUUGUCACUAUUGUAAAUGCAAGGAAGUAAAUGGACAAGACAAUUCACAAUGUUGCGAAUUAAAAUUAACAAUUUUUACUGACAUCUCCUCUUUAAAUGGGAUUCUUUUUACAUGCUUAUUAUUGAAUGCUGUGCACUUUUCUCAAAAUUAUUUGAUAUUGACCCCCAAUUUUACUCUCAAUAUUAUUAACUUUUUGUGACAGUUUAUUGUCAAUUGCCAGUGCAUUGUACAGGUUUUAUGUUCCUGUGAAAAAAAUGUUCUUGUGAAAAAUGAUCAUUUAUAUCAUAACAAUAUUCUUGUAAAGAAUGGUCAGUUAUAUAAUAAUAAAAUACAUAAUAUUACAAUUAACCAUA